Molecule: messenger RNA, 2560 nt
Organism: Ostrinia furnacalis (Asian corn borer)
Lineage: Eukaryota; Metazoa; Arthropoda; Insecta; Lepidoptera; Crambidae
Exons: 1
Source: RefSeq, a predicted model, not a curated record
CUUNAGGAAGCUCUUGAUGGAGUCCCACUAUUACUCAAGGGUGAGGCUGCCAUCUGGUGGCAAGGAGUCAAAACACAAGUGACUACCUGGGAGCAAUUCGGGAUUCGAUUACGCCAUGCAUUUGCACCAAAGAAACCUGCGUACAUCCUGUACCAAGAAAUAGUCGGUGAAAAACAGCGCGAUGACGUCACAACUGAAAAAUUUGUAGCUCACAAAAGAAUGUUGUUCGCGCAGCUGCCUUCACCACAACACACAGAGGAACAACAACUCGAUAUGAUUUUCGGACAAAUAAACCUCAAACUCAGGGAAAAGAUACCCAGAGGUUCCGUACAUUCCUUUGACGAAUUGUUGGCCGCCGCAAGGGAAGUAGAAGAACUCAUGGCUGAUGUGAGCUUGACCAAGGAUAUACUGGUCCCGCCACCACAACGUAAUAUCAAGAAACGGUGUGAGUUCUGCCAUUUUGUGGGCCACACAAUCCAAGAUUGUAGGAAACUCCAACGUCCAAAUAGUGAGGAUGAAGAAGAUGGAAAUACUUCAUCGCCUACACUGACGCAAGCACCCGAAGUCAUUGCCACUCAAGUCAAAUCCCUCAGUCCUUCAUCUCCACGCUUUUCAUGCUACGGUUGCGGUGCGCCAGGAGUCGUCAGGAGCAAAUGUCCAACAUGCACAAGAUCAAAAACACAAAAUCAAGAUAUCGGACUUUAUGCCAUUGACAUACGUAUAGCCACAACACCGAAACCAGAGAUGUUUGACAACAUGAAGAUCGUCAAGGAGACUGCUUGUACGAAACUGAAUCAUGGAUUGACUGCAAACUUUGUGUUAGAAAAGACAGAUACAAGACUCCUUUACAUGAAUACAGAUGUUUUGGGAGUAGUUCAUGAGCAGGGGGAGGGGAAAGAAACCCCUGUUGUUAUGGAAACAAUUGACAAACAGUCUCAUUGUCGUCCAGAAUACCAAAAUGAAGAUUUGGUACUAAGUGAUCUACAUUCCGCAGUCAAGGAAUCGCGAAGAAUCACAGGCAAAAACACUCCAAGAUGCGAACGUUCUUAUGAAUUUACCAGACAACCUGGACCUGCGUUCUGUAUGACAUCUUCACAUAAAGCCCUGGGCAAACAUCAAAGAUGGAACAAACGAAACUUCAGAAGAUGGUCUAAGAAGACGAAAGAUGAACCAGUUGUUCACCGACGAGGCCGUGGACGUCACAAGAACGUAAUCCAGAUCUUCUCGUCGGGACGACUUCGUGAUCUGAGGGGGAUGGUGUAACAACGUCACAUUUAUCAAUCAAUACUACUAGCGCCAUCUCGUGGUGUUCGCCUGCAUUACCAAGCCACCGCGGAUCACCGUGCUUAUUGCAAGAUCUAUUCAGUCUAGGAAAUGUUUGCGCCGCUCGCCGCUAGAUGCCACUAGCACAUUGAGAGUCGAUUUCUACACCGCGGUGUCCAGAUUUUUUUUCCCUUAAAGACCUUCCGACGAUUAUGUUGAAUAAAGUAAGUUUUGUGAGGCGUAAGUAAUAAGCCAAGGUUGCAUCCGACUGUGACGUUCUUUAGGGGAAUCACAGAUUGGGACUUCCGAACGCCUAAUUACAAAUUGCCAGCGAUUCUCCCGCGUCUGUGUCCAACGUCCUUGCGGGAAUUGGUCUACGGACGGGAGACGCCCGCACUUCAUUUUUGUAUCUGCCCCGUACUUUGAAAUAAAAGUACCCCAUUUUUGCAUCAACGCGGUGUUGUUAUUUGGAGCCCUUCACCCCGCUUGUCAGCCGAAAAACUCAACCCUACAAAACUGGCGACCAACGGUGGGCCUGACAAGCACCAGCCCAAAUACAUCACCAAGUUCGGCCGUGUCACCACCUAUCCAGUAAGCAGCAACCAAAGCAAGAAGAUGACAGUAAGCUUAACGAAUGAGCAGUUCCAAGCACUACUUGCAAAACUUUCAAUGAGCCGCCGAGGAAGCUUCGCUCAAUGCACGGCAAGUUAUGAAGGUGAGAAGAACCCCGAAACGGUUGAAGCAUUUUUAGCGGCAGUAAGCAUAUUCAAGAAGAUAGAAAAUAUCCCAGACCAGGAAGCUCUUGAUGGAGUCCCACUAUUACUCAAGGGUGAGGCUGCCAUCUGGUGGCAAGGAGUCAAAACACAAGUGACUACCUGGGAGCAAUUCGGGAUUCGAUUACGCCAUGCAUUUGCACCAAAGAAACCUGCGUACAUCCUGUACCAAGAAAUAGUCGGUGAAAAACAGCGCGAUGACGUCACAACUGAAAAAUUUGUAGCUCACAAAAGAAUGUUGUUCGCGCAGCUGCCUUCACCACAACACACAGAGGAACAACAACUCGAUAUGAUUUUCGGACAAAUAAACCUCAAACUCAGGGAAAAGAUACCCAGAGGUUCCGUACAUUCCUUUGACGAAUUGUUGGCCGCCGCAAGGGAAGUAGAAGAACUCAUGGCUGAUGUGAGCUUGACCAAGGAUAUACUGGUCCCGCCACCACAACGUAAUAUCAAGAAACGGUGUGAGUUCUGCCAUUUUGUGGGCCACACAAUCCAAGAUUGUAGGAAACUCCAACGUCCAAAUA